GCCUUGAGGGACCCCGGGGCGCCGCCAGGCCUUCCUAUGCGGAAUUGGACGACUUUGCCCCCUUUACUUGGGUAUUUGAUUUGACACGGGAUAUCAUGUAGCCCAGGCUAGCCCCUAGCCUCCUCCACCUCGUGCGUAACUGACAGGCUUGCGGCCUGGCGGGUGUCGCCGGAUGCUGGGCUGAGCCGGGGCUUCGUGCAGGCCGGGCCCGCGUUUGACCACUGAGCUUAAGUACUUGGAGACAGGGUCUCCUGGGACCGGUCAUCCUCCUGCUCCACCAUCUGCUUCCCGGGCCUGCCCAGCCUGCAGCCUUUUGAAUUAGCGGGAGGCCCCAGCCCUAGAGCAGCACUCUCGGACCCACGAGAUCCUUGGUCUCCUCUGUUGUUGCUCUGGGUGAGUCGGGAGGUGGAGCCACGCAAUGGCUGCCAGCUCCCGUGGGCCUGCUUCGUGUGUGCUGGUUAAGUCCAUUUCCAAGAUGUGACUGUCCUAUGAUGGACAUCAGAGGUGAGGCCGCCACACCUGCCUCAUUAAACCCAGGGACCGCUGGGUGGCGGCGGAGCCCGGAAUGCCUUGAGCUUGCCACAGCCUGUCAGUCCAGUUUGUUACAUGUGCAUCUGCUGCAGUCUUUGCUGGUGUCUACAUGGCUACAGGGGCCGCCCCUCCUCUAUCCGACGCCGUCCGGUUCCAUGUUAAUUCAUCCGUGAAGGAAAACACCUGUGUGGGUUCCUACUGCCAAGAACCCGGCCCUGUAGAUCACAUGCUGAGGAGGCUGCCGCCAUGGUCACGGAACAGGAGGUAGCUGCCAUAGGGAAGAUCUUAGUGGAUUCCAAGCAGCCCCUGCAGGCCCGCUUCCGGGCCCUGUUUACGCUGCGGGGACUUGGGGGUCCCGAUGCGAUCGCCUGGAUCAGCCGGGGCUUUGAGGACAGCUCUGCACUUCUGAAGCACGAGCUAGCCUACUGCCUGGGCCAGAUGAGGGACCCGCGGGCCGUCCCUGUGCUGGUGGGCGUGCUGCAGGACACGAGCCAGGAGCCCAUGGUUCGUCAUGAGGCAGGGGAAGCCCUGGGGGCAAUCGGUAACCUGGAAGUUCUAGGCCUCCUGAGGCAGUAUUCUACCGACCCAGUAGUCGAGGUGGCUGAGACAUGCCAGCUUGCCGUCGGCCGUCUAGAGUGGCUGCAGCAGCAUCCGGAGGAGGCCACAUGGACCGGACCCUACCUCUCAGUGGACCCAGCACCCCCUGCGGUGGAGCAGGAUGUGGGGCGGCUGCGGGAGGCCCUGUUGGAUGAGGGGCGGCCACUCUUUGAGCGGUACCGUGCCAUGUUUGCCCUGCGCAAUGUGGGUGGCAAGGAGGCUGCCCUGGCCCUGGCUGAAGGCCUGCGCUGUGGCAGCGCGCUCUUCCGCCACGAGGUGGGCUAUGUGCUGGGUCAGCUGCAGCACGAGGCGGCCGUGUCUGAGCUGGCAGCCACGUUGGCACGGACCACUGAGAGCCCCAUGGUACGACACGAGUGCGCAGAGGCCCUGGGUGCCAUCGCCAGGCCUGCCUGCCUGGCUGCACUGCGGGAGCACAUCACGGACCCUGAGCGAGUGGUGCGGGAGAGCUGCGAGGUAGCCCUGGACAUGUAUGAGUACGAGAACGGCCAGGACUUCCAGUAUGCAGACGGGCUGGAGCGACUGCGGCCGCCACCCUAACCCGCCCCGUGUACUGUGUGGCUCUGCUGCUUGUGCCUCCCAUCCAGAUUUAGGGAGCUGAGCAGCUGAGGGGCCUUGUUUCCCACUCUUCCCUUUGUACCUGCCUUGCUGGGCAGUGCCACCUGGUGCCCUGCACACCAGCACAGAUGGCAGCGUGGAAGGUGGCAAGCAUUGGGAAUGACCCAGCUUAGGAAGCUGUUGGGAAGCCGGGCGGUGGUGGCGCACGCCUUUGAUCCCAGCACUUGGGAGGCAGAGGCAGGCGGAUUUCUGAGUUCGAGGCCAGCCUGGUCUACAGAGUGAGAUCCAGGACAGCCAGGGCUACACAGAGAAACCCUGUCUCGAAAAACCAAAAAAAAAAAAAAAAAAGGAAGGUGUUGGGAAGGUUGUGGGACCUGGGUCGGGUGUAUGGAGUGCAAGCCAGCCCCUGGGUAUUGCAUGAAUAAAAUAAGUUAUUUUUCACAAGU
Messenger RNA from Arvicanthis niloticus (Nile rat), 2150 nucleotides. The record is from RefSeq and is a predicted model, not a curated record. Lineage: Eukaryota; Metazoa; Chordata; Mammalia; Rodentia; Muridae.